This is a messenger RNA of Pollicipes pollicipes, 4289 nucleotides long. Its product is annotated as TNF receptor-associated factor 6. Gene Ontology annotation, biological process: innate immune response; regulation of canonical NF-kappaB signal transduction; regulation of apoptotic process. The record is from RefSeq and is a predicted model, not a curated record. The transcript has 11 exons. The coding region runs from base 261 to 1955 and encodes 564 amino acids. Lineage: Eukaryota; Metazoa; Arthropoda; Thecostraca; Pollicipedomorpha; Pollicipedidae. Gene Ontology annotation, cellular component: plasma membrane signaling receptor complex. Gene Ontology annotation, molecular function: ubiquitin protein ligase activity; zinc ion binding; protein binding.
UGUCGCCGUCGAGCAACGGGGGGUGUGAGCGCUGCUGGUGUGGGGGUGUGGGGAAUCGCCGUGAUUUAAUUGGCGAUGAUUGCUUGGUGCAGUGUUGAACACUUAUUUCUUUGAGAAAUCGAAUGCGGUUAUUGUUGUGACAAAGAUACUGGGUGGAAGUGACUGGUGCCGUGCCUAAGUUGAGGUUGCAUGUGAAACGCUAUUUUGGCGCACCGUCGUUCCGCUCAUCUGCCCUCCAAGAGACCAGGUCCAAGGCAGCAAUGGGUACCUUGGAGGAGUCAUCGUUUACGAAUGACCAGGAUGAUACCAACUGGAUGACAUCCACCAACAUUGCCGGCUACGACUUCGAGUUCGAUCCGCCUCUCGAGUCCAAGUAUGAGUGCCCCAUCUGUCUGAUGUGCCAGCGCGACUGCGUGCAGACCUCGUGCGGCCACAAGUUCUGCGGCCCCUGCAUCCUCGCCUGGCUUAGGCGGGAGCGGGAGCAGUGUCCGCAGGACAACCAGCCGCUGACCGAGAACGACAUUUACCCGGACAACUACACACGCCGAGAGAUCCUGCAGCUGCGUGUGCACUGUCCCAACAGCAAGAACGGCUGCCCGGCCGCCGUCGAGCUGGCCAACGUGGACCGGCACCUGGCCGAGUGCGAGUAUCAGAUCGUACCCUGUCCCAAUCGCUGCUCGAUGCGCACCAUGAAGCGGGAGGUGGCCGACCACUGCCAGAGCAGCUGCCUGCGUCGCCUGGUCAACUGUUCGCUCUGCAGCGAACAGUUCCAGCUCAACCAACAAAAGUCGCACCUGAACACGUGCCCGCUGGUGGCGCUGACGUGCGAGGCGUGCCAGACGGUGGUGCCGCGCCAGGAGAUGCAGCACCACCUGGCCGAGGAGUGUCCACGCACCGUCGUACCCUGCACGUUCCACGAGGUCGGCUGCAAGGAGCGCAUGGUGCGCGACGACCUGCCCAUCCACCUACAGGAGAACACACAAAACCACAUGAAGAUGCUGGUGCUCUCCUACAAGAACGUGUCUGGCUUCAUGUCGGACCUGGGCCGGGCGGUGGGCGCGCUCUCGUCGCCGCUGGCCUCGCCCAGCCUGAACCGGCAGGGCAGCACCACCAGCUGCGCUGGCGAGAUGCAGCGCCAGUGGAGCUGCUCUUCCAUCCAGGAGGGUGCCUGCGCCAACACGGUCCACCACCGGUCCGUCUCGGUUCCGUCCGUGCCGGUGGAGGGUGCGCGGGGAGCCAGCGAGCUGGAGCAGCGCCUCCAGAUGGACUUCAGCAAGCUGGACCUCGGCAAGAAGUCCAUCUCACCGGAGAAGGUCAUCAAGGACAUCUGUGAGAAGAACGUGCGUCUGGACCAGAGGUCGCGUGAGCAGGCCAUCCAGAUCCAGAAUCUGCGCGCCCAGCUGAAGGAGCUGAAGGAGGCGAGCCGACGCGCCACGCAGGUGCCACAUGAGAUGCUGGGCCGCUGCUGCAACGGCACCUUCGUCUGGCGCUUCCACAACUUCAGCGCCGAGAUUCGGGAGAUGGAGGAGAACUCGGCCAAGGUGGUGCACUCGCCCAGUUUCUACACGGCCCCGUUCGGUUACAAGCUGUGCCUGCGUGCCAACCUGUACCAGCGCGACGGCGACCGGUACCUGGCGCUCUUCAUCCACAUGCGCCGCGGCGACAACGACGACAUCCUGGAGUGGCCCUUCUCGGGGCGGUUCAUCGUCUCGCUGAUCGACCAGACCAACAACCCCGUCCGUCACGACUUCACCGAGGUGAUGCUGACCAAGCCCGGCCUGGAGGCGUUCGAGCGGCCUCGCGACGACCGCAACGUCAAGGGCUGGGGCUUCACGCAAUUCAUGCUGCUCACCCGCGUGCGCAGCCACUACCUGCGCCGGGACACCGUCAUCGUCAAGUGCGUCGUCCAGGUGGGCAACGGUUACCGUGAGGAAGCCAUCCCGGCCGGCCGCUAGGAGGCGCCGGGCGCGCCCGACGGCGCAGCACGAAAGCGUGUCCGCGCCGCCGCACGCCGAGGCAGGUCCGGUCACCGCUCCGGGCUGGUGUCGGCCGCGACGCCGGAGUCGACAGGUCACCUCCAGAAGCCGCCACCGGUGGCGGUUUGACACCGCGCGCUCGACUGCGGCGGAGCCGGACCGGCGCGCCAGCGGAGGCUCGGUGCGGCGGUGCGACGGCGGCAGAGGGGCGGUGGGCCGGCCGGUCAGCUGUGGGAAGCCGCAUUCGGCCACCGCGCUGCCAGUCCUCUGGCACGUGCGGGCGAAGCGGAUGCGCACAGCUGGCUGCAGAGCUCACGCGUCAUGCCGUGCACAGAUGUCACGCCAGUCGAGGCGGCCGGUGGAUGGGGACGAGCGCCGUGUUUGGUGGGAGAUAUUGGUUGUGAUUUGAACGGACCAUUCCAAAACAUUUCCGAUUUCCUGGUUAUUCUCUGGGACAGCGCUGAUAGCAUUGCGAGUGCAACUGGUCGUGUUUGUUGCGGUGACGUUAUGGUUGUGAGUGAAUUGGCGUCCGGUGGCCGGCGCUCCGUUUAGUAAGCAGGCAGCCAGCAUGGUCCUCACUGGGCCCGAUUGUCAGAUUCGCGUGAAAGCAUUGCCGUCCGACGGUGCCUUUAUCUUGCGCGGUGGCCGCCGCUUGUGACUGCUGUCUUGUCCCGCCCGGGUAAGAGGGAGGCUGUUCCGCGUGCCACCGCAGCCGGGCCCCUUCUCGGGCCGAUCUGUACAGUCCGCUGAAGCUGUGUGACCUGUAAGGGGCGAGCCGCUCGCGCCGGUUACGAGCAAGCCUUACGAUGACGACCAUCGAACUGAGUGAGAUGCUGAGAAAGUUGAUUGCCGAAUCUGUCUGUGUCCGUGUGUGAGCCCGACGCCUUAAACCGCGGUGCUGUCGACCAAGCAUUAAGUUAUUGCGAGACUUAAGUCAUUCCAGCGACGCGCGGCUGUCGGUCGCCGCGCUCAGCACCGCCGUCCGUCGCAGGCGAAGUGAUGCUCAAGCUGUGUCCGAGGCCCCGGGGGCUGCGGCCGCUGGCACCGCGGCCGCCUCUGGUCCGUUCGCGGCGGCGGCCGGCGCGCUUGAGCCGCGCAUAAACAUGUUUUGAGAGGACGGCCGGACGCAGCCGACCGGCGGCCGCGCACCUGCCUCAAGUCCUGUUGCACGUUUGAUGGAAUCUAUUUUAAUGGAUUGUUGUGUGUGCGUGCACACUGUUGUUGGCGCACGCCCGGUGGCUGCCGAGAGGGAGCUCACCGCACGGGCUGCGCGGUGUUUUCACGGAUCACCAGCCAGGUGACGGCCCGCCGUGGACCCGCUCACCGAAGGCACCUGUGUGAGUGCACAAAACGCGGCGGCGGAGCGCGCCCCCGCGGGAAUUUGCUGCUGGUGUAGCGUUAGUGUUGUGACGUACUGUUUUGCCCAGCGUCGGCCGCGGUGUGUGGACUGUGGGCCCCGCGGUAGGUAGCUGCGUAUCCACUGUGAUUGACAUCUUCGCUCGCGGGGCUGCCCUUGGUUCUGGCAGUGAUGUCCGCCCUCUGGCUGCAGGCGCAUGCCAAAGGGACCUCGGCUUAGGUGCUGUGGGAGUCGUAACACACUUGUCUACGUUUCAGACCUGCGCUCUGUGACGUCACGGUUCUUUAUUGCCACGAUGUGUUAGUGACCUGUUCGUAGGCCGGAUGGGGGAGCGCUUAGGAGCCUCACCCCAGGUCAUGACCGGUAGAACUUCCGCAGAACCGCACAGUUGAGCGGCGUGCCCCGCGUUCAUGGGAAGAUGCACAGUAGCCAGGAAGCGGCUAUGCGGAUCUGGUCACCGAGGCCUGCCCUGACCCGCCUGACCUCACCCCUGGCAUUCUGAUCAGUUCGGGAAGGGCUGGCUAGAAAGUGGGCCUGACGCGGAAUCAGCGGAGCGCCGAGCGCGAGUCGGCCUCGUUUGACUUUUCUUUCGACUUGCGCGAUCAAGACCGCUUUCUACUGCGUUGGUACUCGCGUCAUCGUGGUCCGUAAUGGGAUGUGUUGUGUGUUGUGUUGCGUAUGUUUUGAUAAUUUUAUGGCUUGUAUCGCUGCUCAUACAUCUAACCGGCCGGUGAAAUAACAACGGGUCGCUCGGCGGUCUGCCGACGCUGGCAGCGUUCAUCGAUUCAUUUGUGUUCCCUAUUUUUGUACAUAGCCUAAGCUUGCGUGGCCGCGCGUGCCGUGCGGGGCGCGCCCCCAUGCGUCCGCCCAGUUACGGUGCAAUAAGAGGCGGCGAAUCUCACGUUACGCGCCGCCCGCAUGGGUGUCCAGAUAAUAAACUGUCGCGAAACCGGUCG